Messenger RNA from Pediculus humanus corporis (human body louse), 4596 nucleotides. Its product is annotated as tyrosine-protein phosphatase 10D precursor, putative. Gene Ontology annotation, biological process: protein dephosphorylation. The transcript has 20 exons. Gene Ontology annotation, molecular function: protein tyrosine phosphatase activity; protein binding. Lineage: Eukaryota; Metazoa; Arthropoda; Insecta; Psocodea; Pediculidae. The record is from RefSeq and is a predicted model, not a curated record. Bases 1 to 4596 code for a protein of 1531 amino acids.
AUGGAUUGUCGUGGGCGAUUUCGCUUUAAUGCUAUAAAACCAAUUUUGGAUAUGAUUCAAAUACCGGAAAAUCCAAAUCAAAAUGACGAUGGCUAUUACAGAUUGGAUUAUUCUCCGAGGCACGGAAUUCCGCCUGCCAACACCACGAUACCGUCCAAAGAUAUUGCUCACGUCAUUGAAUUUUCACAGGGACUUCCGGGAACGAAAUACGAAUUUUGGUUGUACUAUACGAAUAGAACCAUAACGGAUUUGUUGACGUGGACCGCAUCGAUCACUACGCCUCCCGAUCCGCCUACGAAUUUAUCAGUGAACGUAACGAGCGAAAAAGUCGCUCAGGUUUCAUGGAGUCCUCCUGCUCAAGGACAUUACACGAGUUACAGAUUAAAAGUUUUAAGCUUAUCCGACGUGAAUGUCGAUUCGAAAUCCCUUGCUAUUAACAACAAUAAUAAUAGAUCUUACACUUUUAGAGAUCUAACUCCUGGUGCAUCGUAUCAGGUUCAAUUGUUUACAGUAUUUGAAAAUAAGGAAAGCGUUGCUUACACUUCCAGGAAUUUCACUACGAAGCCGAACAUGCCGGGAAAAUUCAUCGUUUGGUUUCGUAACGAAACGACGCUGUUGGUUUUGUGGCAACCUCCUUAUCCGCCUGGAAUAUUCAGUCAUUACAAAGUGACGAUCGAUCCUCCAGACGCUUUAGAAUCAGUAUUAUACGUCGAAAUAGAGGGCGAUCCGCCCGGUCCGGCUCAAGCUGCUUUCAAGGGGCUGGUCCCCGGAAGAGCUUAUAAUAUUUCAGUUCAAACGGUUAGUGAAGAUGAAAUUUCGGUUCCCACGACGGCCGAAUAUCGUACGGUCCCGUUGAAACCCAGCAACGUGACGUUCGAUAAAAAUAACGUCACGUCUUAUUCGUUCAGAUUGCGUUGGGAUCCUCCGAGCGGUCUUUGCGAAUUCGAUAAAUAUCAGGUGUCGAUAAGCGUGAAGAGGCAAGCGCCCGUUGCAAGAAAUCGAGGAGAACCCACGACAAUAGAAUUUAAAGAUCAUUUAGAACCGGGAAAAACGUAUCAAGUCUCGGUGAAAACAAUGUCGGGAAAAGUUGCGAGUUGGCCCGCAACCGGAAACGUGACUUUAAGGCCUCUUCCCGUACAAAAUUUAGAAUCCCUCGCUGAUCCCAAUACGGGUCUCGUUUCGAUAUUUUGGACUCCGGAUAAUCGUAGCUAUCAAGAAAAUUACAAAAUCAGUUAUCACGAAGUGGAAACUUAUAACGGAGAUAGUAGCACAGCAUACACGGAUAAACAAUCGUACGUUUUAAAAGCUUUGCUACCCGGUAGAAAUUAUUCAAUAACCGUACAAGCAGUUUCGAAUAAGAUUGAAAGCAACGAAACAUUUAUUUUCCAAGCGACGAGACCCUUAUCUCCCGUGAUUCAAGAAUUUAAACCCAUACCUUACGGUUUGAACAUAUCAUGGCAAUCGGAUGUCAAUUCUGUUCAAGAUCUCUAUCAAGUUGUGUACAUUCGAAACGACACGGGGGAAAAAGUAACGAAAAAAACAAUGGAAACGAAAUUGGUACUGACGGAUUUAUAUCCCGGAGCAAGUUAUCAAGUCAAAGUUUACGCCAUAAGUCACGGUUUUCAAAGCGAAGCUCACGAAUAUUUUCAAACGGUUUUCCCGCAUCCCCCCAAUAAUUUGAGCGUUGAACGCACGUCUGGUAAUUCAGUCGUUGUCAAGUGGAAACCUCCCAUCAAUUCGAUAUUUACGGAAUACGUCGUGAAGUACAGAACGGAAGAAGAUGAAAGAUGGAUAAAAUCGAAUACUCUGAAAUCAACGGAAGCUGCUAUCACGAACAUGACGCCUGGGGAAAAGUAUAUUAUCCAAGUUAACACUUUGUCUUACGGUACGGAAAGUAACGAACCAUUGCAAACGAGUCAAACAGUUCGUCCGAAUCCGAUUUCAAGCAUUUAUCCGAUAAUCGAUUCGACGAACGUGACGUUGGAAUGGCCGCGACCCGAGGGUAGAAUCGAAAGUUACAUAAUACGAUGGCAUCCGGAGGAAACGCCCGAAAGUGAAAAAAUGAAAAAUCUCACGGAGCAAAACGUGUCGGGAAAUUACGACAAUCACGGAUCGGAGGAUCGGCUCGUUCGUACUCUGAUCGACGAAUUAAUGCCGGGCGUGAAAUAUUAUUUUGAAAUAUACACGACGUCAUACUCGUUGGAAAGCGAUUUGAUAAAACUCACGACGAGAACCAUGCCGCAAAUACAAAGCGAAGUACUCGUCGUCAACGAUCAACAGGAAACGAAUUCCGUGACGUUGAGAUACACUCCCACGCCUCAAUCCACGUCUCGUUUCGAUUUGUACAGGUUCAAAUUGUCGGAUCCGAGCAUACCCGUGAAAGAAAAAUUGGCCAACGAUACGGAAACGAAAGUCACAUUUGACGGUUUGAUACCCGGACGUUUGUAUAACAUAACCGUUUGGACGGUGAGCGACGGUGUCGAAAGUCAACCGUUGCAACGUCAAGAUAGACUAUAUCCCGAAAGUAUUACGUACAUAAAUGCGACGGAAAUAACGGAUACGGAAAUCACAUUGAAGUGGGACAUUCCGCGAGGAGAGUACAACGCAUUCGAAGUCCAAUAUUUAAACGCAUACGGAUUGUUGAUACACAAUUUGACCCUUCACGACACCAUAACCAUGUCCGAUUUGAAACCUCACAGGAAUUACACAUUCACCGUCGUCGUGAGAUCAGGCACGGAAUCGAGCAUUCUACGUCGUUCUCUUCCCGUAUCCGCGAUAUUUCAAACGAGAGAAUCCGUGCCGGGAAAAGUCGAAAGGUUUCACCCGAUCGACAUUCAACCGAGCGACAUUACUUUCCAAUGGGCUUUACCCAGCAACGAACAAAAUGGAGUCAUAAGAAAAUUUACGAUAACUUACGGACUUGAGGGUUCUUCAUACACUCAAGUACGAGAUUUCAAACCGUGGGAAUUUCAGGGAGUCAUAAAAACUUUGAUACCGGGAAAAACUUACAUAUUUCGUAUUCAAGCGGAAACUAAAAUCGGAUACGGUACGGAAACGAUAUGGAAGCAAAAAAUGCCCAUUUUGCCGCCGCCGAUUCCGAGCGAUCAGGUGAUUCCGACGGAAGUUUGCCGCAGCACGAGAACGAUACAAAUCCGUUUUAGAAAAAAUUAUUUUUCCGAACAAAACGGAGCGAUAAUUGCGUACACGGUCAUCGUGGCCGAAGACGAUAGUAAAAAUUCAUCGGGUAUCGAAAUGCCGAGUUGGAGCGACGUUCAAAAAUACACAAAAUGGCCGCCUUAUCAGGUUUCCGAUCCGUACUAUCCGUUCAAAAAUUCAUCGGUCGAAGAUUACACGAUAGGGAAUGAAAAUUGCGAUCCGAACGAGCACAAAUUUUGCAACGGACCAUUGAAAACGGGUACGAAUUACAGGGUUAAAGUUCGAGCUUUCACAGCAGCCGAUAAAUUCACCGACACUCAUUAUUCGUUUCCCAUACAAACGGACGUGGAUCCCAUGCCCGUCGCUCUCGGCGUUUCCAUACCGAUAUUCGGAGUCAUAAUAGGAGGACUCUUAUAUUGGAUUUUCAACAGGAGAAGAGGAACGAAACGUAGAACAAUCGAGUCGAGAGCAAAUGAUAAUUUGUCACUACCCGAAAGCGUUAUGCAAACGAGCCGACCCAUUCGUUUGGAUCAAUUUGCCGAACACUAUCGAAUCAUGUCGGCGGAUUCGGAUUUUCGAUUUUCAGAAGAGUUCGAAGAAUUGAAACACGUCGGUAGAGAGCAACCUUGUUUGGCCGCGGAUUUACCAUGCAACCGACCAAAGAAUAGAUUUACAAACAUAUUGCCCUACGAUCACUCGAGAUUCAAAUUACAACCCGUCGACGAUGAAGAAGGAAGCGAUUACAUCAAUGCAAAUUACGUACCGGGUCAUAAUUCUCCGAGAGAAUUCAUCGUGACGCAAGGACCCCUGCACUCGACGAGAGAUGAUUUUUGGAGAAUGGUUUGGGAAAGUAACAGUCGUGCCAUUGUCAUGCUCACGCGAAGCAUAGAAAAAGGAAGGGAAAAAUGCGAUCAUUAUUGGCCCUACGACACACUUCCGGUUUACUACGGUGACAUAUCCGUAACUUUAUUAAAUCAAAGUCAUUACAUCGAUUGGAGCAUCACGGAAUUUUUGACGUGUAGAGGAGAAAUAAGUAGAGUCAUAAGGCAUUUUCACUUUACAACGUGGCCAGAUUUUGGAGUUCCGAAUCCUCCGCAAACUCUAGUCCGCUUCGUGAGAGCAUUCAGGGAGAGAAUAGGAACCGAACAAAGGCCGAUAGUCGUUCAUUGCAGCGCCGGAGUCGGACGAUCCGGAACAUUCAUAGCGCUCGAUAGAAUAUUGCAAUCGAUAUUGACGACGGACACGGUCGACAUAUUCGGAAUCGUUUGGCAAAUGAGAAAAGAAAGGGUUUGGAUGGUACAAACGGAGCAGCAAUACAUUUGCAUUCACCAGUGUCUUUUAGCCGUUUUGGAAGGUAACGAAAACACGGGAACGCUCAGACAAAUCCACGACAACAGCGAAUUCCAAGAUGACGAAGGCAUAGCAGAAUCAGGGAUAUAA